Molecule: messenger RNA, 1233 nt
Organism: Pieris macdunnoughi
Lineage: Eukaryota; Metazoa; Arthropoda; Insecta; Lepidoptera; Pieridae
Source: the annotation of a GenBank genome assembly
AUGAAGACAAUGAGGUUGCUAACUUUAUUUCUAAUAAGCGUUAUCAAAGUAAAUGCUAAUACAGUUCCUGUAUUUUUAUUAGAUUACGAGUCUGUUCUUCCUCAUGUAGUAGUAGAGCCAAAUCCAUUUAAUAAAGUCGAUACUUCAAGUUUCUUCGAUAUAAUUCAUGAAGCUAUAAGAAAUUCAAAGGUAGUUAUAAUGUUUGUAGAAGAAAAAUUCAGUACCGAAGAUAUAAGCAUCAAAGAUGAAUUUGGAUCUCCAUUUCAAUAUUUAAAACAAGGUCUCACUGAUAAGAAAGUUAUGUACCUCCCAAAAGUAAUUGAGCCUUACAAAUUACUCAAGCAAGUCUUUCAACAUCAGAAAAAUAAUGUAUACUAUGUAUCUAGCACUAGUAAUAAAAUACAAAUACGUAAUGGACGUCAAAAGCACUUCUAUAUUUAUUUCAAAGACUCAGCUAAUGACACUCGUGUUAAUACGUUGAGGCGCCAUGAUAUGGUUAUGCAGGAAAUAUAUUUUGUAAUACGACGAAUAGCAUCGGGGCCCGUUGUAGGAUUUUAUACGGGAAAGGUGAAUCCAGUAGUAAUACGGAAAAUCAAUUUUCUACCUCCAAGAGUAGCAGCAAGAAAGCAGGUUCCUGGCGUAACAGUUACUAGCACUGGAGCUCUUUUUCGCCUUUUUGGAGUAUAUUCCACUGUUGGUACUCGUCGAUCCACGUUUAGUCAAAGUCCACUGGUUACUGAAGAGAGAUGGGCGCGACGUCAACUUAAUAUUCGAAUGGCGUACACCGAUUUUGAACUGGAGUUUACAUUUUCAUCUAAACCUGAAGGAUGGGUAGCAGAAACAGUAGCUCUUUUGGAAUGGGGUGAAGAAGUUGGUCACACAAAGCUGGGGGUGGCUGUCCCGUGGGACCACUCUUACAUUUGUGGAGAGCCACUGACUAUAGUUAAUACUAGAGAUGGAAGUGCUGUUAUUAUAUCGCAAUAUCAGUUACAAUCAUUUAAUUCAGAUGUUUACUUACGCAACAGUUCGGGAGGCAACAAUACACACUGUUUUGGACCAGCUAUUCAUUGCGGGCCAUAUUUUAACUCGCGAAUAUUGGCUGGAUUGAUGGUUUCAUUUUUAUGUCUUGGGAUUUUGACUUAUGGUGUCCUUAUUUUAUAUAACUGUAAUUCCAAUGACAGAUAUGAUGAUGCUCAAGGUAAACCACUUGUGAUUGCAGCUGAUAUGCAUUAG